UGGAAGUCUAGUGGUGCAGGAAUAAUCCAAGCCUAGACUGGUAGCUCUGGUCCCCCUCCCUUGCUCACGACUGUUUUGCUUCUCUUCCUGAGACUACAGCAUAGCAACAACAACUAGCAGUCAACGGCAGAAAUAUUUGAGGGUAUUAAAAAGAUUUUGACGACAGGCCACACCAGUGUCAGAUCCCCCCGGAAGGGACCAAUCAUAAUGGUGGAACUUAAUGCCAAAGUCACCAAGACUCUAAACAAAACAACGCCUGGUCUCCAGAUAUGGAGAAUUGAGAGCAUGGAGAUGGUCCCUGUGCCACCCAAAACAUAUGGAAACUUCUAUGAAGGGGAUGCCUACGUCAUUCUCUCGACCCAUAAAUCAGGGAGCACCUUCACUUAUGAUAUCCACUACUGGCUGGGAAACUCAUCAUCUCAGGAUGAACAGGGUGCAGCUGCCAUCUACACUACCCAGAUGGAUGAGCACCUUGGUGGAGUGGCCGUACAGCACCGUGAGGUCCAAAACUAUGAGAGUGAGGCCUUCCGGAGUUACUUCAAACAGGGUAUAAUCUACAAGAAGGGAGGAGUGGCUUCAGGCAUGAAGCAUGUGGAGACCAACACAUACAAUGUGCAACGCCUCCUGCAUGUCAAGGGCAAGAAGAAUGUCGUGGCUGGAGAGGUGGAGUUGAGCUGGAGCAGUUUCAAUUUGGGAGAUGUGUUCCUGCUAGAUCUGGGCAAGCUCAUCGUCCAGUGGAAUGGUCCUGAUAGCAACCGGAUGGAGCGACUGAAGGGGAUGACUCUGGCCAAGGAUAUUCGGGACCGGGAACGUGGUGGCCGAGCACAUGUAGGUGUGGUGGAUGGUGAGAAUGAAGCUGCUUCUCCUGGACUCAUGAAAGUCCUCACCUAUGUGCUGGGAGAGAAGAGGGAUAUACAGCCAGCCAUCCCAGAUGCUGUGGUUGACCAGAAGCUGAAAUCAGCUCUUAAACUCUACCAUGUCUGUGAUGCAGAAGGGAAUCUACUAAUCCAGGAAGUUGCCAUCCAGCCUCUCACCCAGGACCUCCUGAAGCAUGAGGACUGCUACAUCUUGGACCAGGGUGGCAUGAAGAUCUUUGUCUGGAAGGGAAAGCUGUCCAGCAAAGAGGAGAGACAGCAAGCCAUGACACGGGCUUUGGGUUUCAUCAAGGCAAAGAACUACCCACCCAGCACCAGCGUAGAGACUGAAAAUGAUGGCUCUGAAUCAGCUGUCUUUAGGCAACUCUUUCAAAAAUGGACUGUCCCCAAUCAAAGUGUUGGCUUUGGCAAGACCAACACAGUUGGAAAAGUAGCCAAAGUAGAGCAGGUGAAGUUUGAUGCUACCACUAUGCAUGCCAAGCCAGAGAUGGCUGCCCAGCACAAAAUGGUGGAUGAUGGCUCUGGAGAGGUAGAGGUCUGGCGAAUUGAGAACUUGGAACUGGUGCCAGUAGAGAGCCGCUGGCUAGGGCAUUUCUAUAGUGGUGACUGCUAUCUCAUCCUCUACAAGUACCAAGUCUAUAAUAAGAUGCACUACAUCCUCUACAUUUGGCAGGGUCGCCAUGCUAGCAAGGAUGAGAUCACUGCUUCUGCUUACCAGGCAGUCAUUUUGGAUCAACAAUAUAAUGAUGAACCUGUGCAGGUGCGGGUGACCAUGGGCAAAGAACCUUCUCAUCUUAUGGCCAUUUUCAAGGGCCGCAUGGUGGUCUAUACAGGUGGUACCUCUCGAGCUGGCAAUACAGAUCCAGUGCCCUCCACCCGUCUCUUCCACGUCCAUGGCACUAACGAAUAUACUACUAAGGCUUUUGAGGUGCCUCCCCGGGCCUCUUCCCUCAACUCUAAUGAUGUUUUUAUUCUCAAGACCCCAAGUUGCUGCUACCUCUGGUAUGGAAAGGGUUGCAGUGGAGAUGAGCGGGAGAUGGCCAAAAGUGUGUCUGAUCUAAUCUCCAGGACUGAGAAAGUGGUGAUAGCCGAGGGCCAGGAGCCGGCAGAAUUCUGGGUGGCACUGGGCGGGAAGUCUCAAUAUGCCAGCAGCAAAAGAUUACAAGAAGAGACACUCUCCAUCAUGCCUCGGCUCUUUGAGUGUUCCAAUCAGACAGGGACCUUCCUUGCCACGGAGAUAACAAAUUUUACUCAAGAUGACUUGGAAGAAGAUGAUGUAUUCUUACUGGAUGCGUGGGACCAGGUUUUCCUCUGGAUUGGCAAAGAUGCAAAUGAGGCCGAGAAGGAGGCUGCUGCUGUCACUGCCCAAGAGUACCUACGGACUCACCCCGUAAGCCGCGACCUCGAUACUCCCAUUGUGAUCGUGAAGCAAGGCUACGAACCUCCUACAUUCACUGGUUGGUUCCUAGCCUGGGAUCCUCUCAAAUGGACAGACAAGAAAAGCUAUGAAGAUCUGAAGGCUGAACUGGCUGAUGAUAACAGUCUUGAGCAGCUCACUUCUGAAAUCCUGGAAGCAAAAGAGGUUUUCACUGCCAACACUGCCUUUAGCAGUAUGUCCUUGUCAACAUACCCCUUGGAGAAACUGGUGAAUAUGUCGGCAGAGGAGCUCCCCAAAGAUGUAAAUCCCACCAGGAAAGAGGACUAUUUGUCAGAAGAUGACUUCCUUGCUGUCUUUGGCAUGUCUCGACAUGAAUAUGCUGCUCUAGCUGUAUGGAAGCAACAGUCUCUCAAGAAGGAAAAAGGACUCUUCUAAAUUUAAACUUCUACUGUUAGGUAGAUGCAUAUUUUUAAUUUAAUUAAUUAGUGCUUGACAAACUGGAGCAUCAACAGAUUAUCAAGCAAACUUCCUCACUGGGAUUUUUGCAGGUGGUUAUUUUAAAACACCCCUACAGAUAAUUUUAUUCCAAGCAAUCAGAGCAGAUGGAAGAAAGUAGCCUUCAACCUGGGAUAGGGAGCCUUUGGUCUUCCAUGUUUUGAGCGAUAAUCUGCAAUAAAUCCUUAGCAUUAGCUAUGUUGACUGACUUAUUUGAAAGUUCAUAAACAGAUGGAGGACUAAAUAUUUCCCUAGCAUUUUAUUGGCAUUGUUCCUCUUCUCAAUUUAAUUUCUCCCCAUGUAUGACAAUGCUUGUCAGCCAAUACGAAGUUGUCUUACAGGAAAUUAUACUAUUUCCCUUUGAACUCUUAACUGCAUUUUGCCAUGCAAAAAACUACUCUUUGAAACUUUGACAAGAAAGGUUUACAUGGGUUACAUUUGAGUGUGACUCCACUGUCCUGUAUUAUGUAUGUUUGCCAACUAGAUUUCAAGGACAGGUGACAGCUCCUUCACCCAGCUAAAAUGGAACUAAUGUGUUUAACUGCUGUUAAACUUUCAUAAAAUAAUGUUCAGAUGUAAAAUUGCUUCUUUCCAUGACAACUCCUUACAUCAAUGUAAAAGGAAUGUAUUUAUAAUCACCCUGAAAAAUAAGACGAGGACUCCGUCUCAAUUCAAUUUAAUUUAGAAUGCAGGAAACUUGGAUGUGUUUUGAUAUGCGAUUGUGAAGUACUUGGGAACACAACACAACAAGCAGCUACUAUUACCAUCGCCUCUCAAGCUUUUACAACUGUGAGAAAUAGUUGGUUGACUACUAACAGCAGUUCUUUAAAACAGCUGAUCGAGGAAACAUAAUUUUCCUUAUAAACCUAUGGGGAUGGACAAGGGAGAAUACAGACACCUCCUAGCUCAAACAUUUUUUCUUGUUAGUUUAUUUUUUGCUUUCUGAUGUUCAUUCUAAUUGGAGGGAAAACAAAUUUGCCAACCAGAAGUAUGGCUGGGGCAUGUGAUGUCAAAUCUAUCAACUAAUAUAAUGUAUGUACAGUAAAUAUGUCUUAAACUGUGCCUCCAGAAAUGUUUGUACUCUUGAAAGGAUUACUAGUAAAUCCAUGCAUGUCAAAAGAACUACAAAAGCCACUAAGCUUUGAAAUGUCACUCAAAAUAUAGAAUUCAUUUCUAAGAUGCAGAAAACAAGUAAAAUGACUUUUAAAAGCCAUUAUUAUAGAGAAGAGUGACAUAAACCGUGCUGUUAGAAAAGCAGAGUUAAGCUGUAAGUUUCUGCAAGUUUCUAGAAAGAAAGAAAAAACAGAAAUUCAGUAUUAAUAAAGUGUUUUAAUUUCUCUGA
Molecule: messenger RNA, 4090 nt
Organism: Anolis carolinensis (green anole)
Lineage: Eukaryota; Metazoa; Chordata; Lepidosauria; Squamata; Anolidae
Gene: vil1
Product: villin 1
Exons: 20
Coding region: 208-2688 (826 amino acids)
Biological process (GO): cytoskeleton organization; actin polymerization or depolymerization; actin filament severing
Cellular component (GO): cytoplasm; actin cytoskeleton; lamellipodium
Molecular function (GO): phosphatidylinositol-4,5-bisphosphate binding; actin filament binding
Source: RefSeq, a predicted model, not a curated record